Cinclus cinclus is the source of this 870-nucleotide messenger RNA. It is a transcript of the gene LRRC3, whose product is annotated as leucine rich repeat containing 3. Lineage: Eukaryota; Metazoa; Chordata; Aves; Passeriformes; Cinclidae. The transcript has a single exon. Gene Ontology annotation, molecular function: protein binding. Bases 1 to 870 code for a protein of 289 amino acids. The record is from RefSeq and is a predicted model, not a curated record.
AUGGGAGAGGCCUUGCAGGAGUGCCGAGGGGCCGUCCUGCUGCCCAGGAACUGCUGCCACCCCCGGGGAGCUGCCAGCAGCCAUGCUGAGCUGGCUGGCUGCACCAUGACCCUCACCACCACCACCGGGCCAGCCACCAGCGUGGCCCAGGCUUUCUUUUGCCUCCUGCUCUGCAUCCCCUGGGGCAGCUCCUGCCCCCCCAGCUGCCAGUGCACCGAGCGGGCAGGAGCGAAGGCUGUCCUCUGCAGCUCCCAGCACCUGGAAGAGAUCCCCAAGGACAUCCCCAGGGAUGUGGUGUUCCUCAAGCUGGAUGCCAACAGCAUCACCAGGAUCCCCAGCAACGCUUUCAGGCACCUCUCGCACCUGCAGGAAAUCGACCUCUCCAGGAAUGCCAUCGAGAAGAUCGACAGGGCAGCUUUCAAAGGGGUGGCGGCUGGGCUGCGGAGCCUCGACCUCUCCAGCAACCGCAUCCGCAGCAUUCCCAAGGAGGCCCUGCUGGCACUCAACGCCAAGCUCCGGCUGGCCAACAACCCUUGGCACUGCGAGUGUGCCUUGCAGGAGGUGCUGUGGGAGGCACGGCUGGACCUCGACUCCGUGCAGGACAUCACCUGCCACACGGCCCCGCGGCAGGAGUACGUGGGCAAGCCGCUGCUCCAGGUCCUGGACGCCGGCGUCAACUUCUGCAGCGUGCGCCAGAGGACCAUGGACGUGGCCAUGUUCAUCACCAUGUUCGGCUGGUUCGCCAUGGUCAUCGUCUACGUCAUCUGCUACGUCCGCCACAACCGGGAGGACUCCUGCAGGCACCGGGACUACUGGAGGUCGCUGCCCAGAGCCCAGCCCCAGGCAGACACUGCCAGCACUGCCCUGUAG